This is a messenger RNA of Pecten maximus, 1363 nucleotides long. RefSeq lists its product as uncharacterized. The transcript is spliced from 3 exons. NCBI's taxonomy places the organism in Eukaryota, Metazoa, Mollusca, Bivalvia, Pectinida, Pectinidae. The record is from RefSeq and is a predicted model, not a curated record. Gene Ontology annotation, molecular function: heme binding; oxygen binding. The coding region runs from base 427 to 978 and encodes 183 amino acids.
UAUAUACCUUUCAGUUCGGUACACAGGUACAGGUGUGAAAGCAAGUUUCGCUGGUCGGACGGAGUCGAUGAAAAGUCACGUCCUUCCAUUUGCAUUACGAAUCAAAGGAUGUGAUUUUUCUGUGGAGAUUUAAUUCGUGAAUACCCUUCUGAGUGAGAAAAAUCUGUAUUGUGAUUAUCCUGUGUUGAUGCGAAGGAAAUCGUGUUCUAACAAGUGCUGAGCUUCCUUUUCAUAUUCUCACAGUGGUCGUGUAUAUAUGUAAGAGGUGUACCUUUGACACGUCCAUACAAAAUAGGACCGUAUAGGACUUUAUCAUGUUCACAGUUUUAAUUGAUGUACUGUAAUUAACCAAAUAUCUCGGUGAUGCAUUCCCUGGUUUGUGUAUACAGAUAUUAAUUAAUGAAACUAGGUUAAUUAGCAACAAUCAUGGGGAAUCUUAAGUCCAGACUAAAACGGUCUAAAAGUAAAUCCAGGAAGAGUGGCCACGUUAAUCUACCUGAAUCUAGUUCGUCACGAAAAACGGUGGACCCUCGACUACCGUUCACUAACUACAGACAGAUAUUCAGCAUCAAAAAUGCCUGGAAAAAUGUGAUGAGGACUAUGGAGGACACCGCCAAAGAUCACCUCAUAAGAUUCUUCGAGCGUUUCCCCACGUAUAAGGAAAGCUUCCCAGACAUAAAGAACUUGCAGACAGAAGACGCAAUGCGGGAAAGCCUCGAGUUUGAGGUUAGGGCAGGCGACAUCUUUCAAAUGUUUGAUGACGUCAUCGUUAACCUAGAAAGUGUUGAUAUAGGAUUAGAAGAAAUCCAUCGGGUUGCUGCAUCAGGUUCCGUGACAGUUUCAAUGGUCAAGGAUAUGAAGGUCACUUUCAUGGAGACGCUGCGGCAUAACCUUGGUGACAGACUGACUGACACAACUUCAGAAAACUUCGACAUGUUAUAUGAUUUCAUAGUGUCAGAAAUGGAAAGGGCGUGUUGAUACACGCUAAACUAGCACCGCAUAUAACCUCAUUGGGUCUGAAUGUCCAGAACAUAAAAAGGCAAAAAAAACAACUGCAAAUGGAAUGAAAUACCGAAAGUUGUACAUAAACAAAAUAUAAAAAUAUCUUGGUAUAUGUGAUCUCAUGAAAGAUUUUUAAGAUAUUCAUUCAGUUUUUCAUCAAUAGUUCCGGGAAAAGUCGCUUCAAAAUUGUUCAUUUUUUAAGUCUUUAAGAUGUUAAUUGAUGCUCAUUUUGUUACAAAGUUUAAAGGAAUCGUCCACCAAUAUUGUCCAUACUGUUAGUAAUCUUUUCAAUCUACAAAACCUAAAAACUAUAUGUAUUUAAUAAUACCUUGUGCUUUGUAGUGUAUUCGAAACAUCAUAA